Messenger RNA from Peniophora sp. CBMAI 1063, 561 nucleotides. Lineage: Eukaryota; Fungi; Basidiomycota; Agaricomycetes; Russulales; Peniophoraceae. The record is from the annotation of a GenBank genome assembly.
AUGGCACUUGAGUCGAGACUACCUCCAAGCUUGACUAGCCUGUAUCGCUUGUUUCUGCGGGCGGCCUCUGCUUCUGUUCUUGACCAGCACACGGCGCGCAAGCAGUUGCGAAGGCUUUGGAGACCAAACUUUGAAUCAGCAGCUCGGAUCAUACGCGACCUUGACCGUGCAGAUACUGUACCGACGGAGAGGGCAAGGCUCGAGGAGGCGUUGCGCGUCUGGGAACAACGUGCCGACAAUACACUCGCUCUCCUGAUGAACUCGAGCGGGUCUCGCGGUCUCCCGCAUAAGCUCACCCGGAAUCUCGCGAGCUUGAACUAUCACAUCAGGGACACCCAUACGCCCAAAGCGGGCCCACAAUGGAAAUCGUCACCGGACUAUUAUGUCGAUCUCGAAGCAGCUUUCAAGAAUCGCCUUAAACAAGAACGAGGGCAGAGCAAGGGCGCAUCCCCCGAAUAUAAUCGACAGGCAUGGGGAGCGCUCGAAGAAGUCGUACGCAUGGCUGAAGGGUCUGCGGGAGUCUUGCUCGGACAGCCCAAGUAUCGACGCCGGCGUGCAUGA